This is a messenger RNA of Bombina bombina (fire-bellied toad), 1231 nucleotides long. RefSeq names its product sperm flagellar protein 1-like. NCBI's taxonomy places the organism in Eukaryota, Metazoa, Chordata, Amphibia, Anura, Bombinatoridae. The record is from RefSeq and is a predicted model, not a curated record. The coding region runs from base 1 to 711 and encodes 236 amino acids. Gene Ontology annotation, molecular function: microtubule binding. The transcript is spliced from 7 exons. Gene Ontology annotation, cellular component: axoneme. Gene Ontology annotation, biological process: regulation of cytoskeleton organization.
AUGGACGCACAACAAUUGAACGAAGAACAGCUGCAAGAGUUGUAUGCUUGGAUAGACCAGGUGCCUUUAAGUCGGCCUAAAAAGAAUAUCACUCGGGACUUCAGUGAUGGAGUACUUGUCGCAGAGGUUGUAAAGCACUACAUCCCCAAGAUUGUGGAAAUCCACAACUACAUCCCAGCUAAUUCAACCCAACAGAAGAUCAGCAACUGGGGAACACUAAACAGAAAAGUAUUUUCGAAGUUGAAUUUCCACAUCUCAGAUGACAUUGUCCGCAAGGCUAUUUCCAAUACCCCUGGAGUGAUUGAGCCUGUUCUUUACACUCUGCGGCAGAAGAUCGUUGGAAAGCUGCAAGAUAACCCUCAGGAGAGAGUCACACAGCAAGCCAAGGAGUCUGAAUAUUACAGCACUAAAACUGCUCAACCAAUUUAUGGCUCUGCUGCAGCUCUUCCUCCUACACAAGUGAAGGCAAAUUAUCAUCCAGAUUCCACUGGAAUGACCCAGACUCACACCCGAAGGCUGGACAGCAACUCGCAGCCGUUUGCACAUCUGGACCCCAGGGUGCGCUUACUGUUGGAGGAAAAAGAGCAAGCAUUGUUGGCGCUCCAGGAAACUGUUCAAAUACUACAGAUGAAGGUUCAACGUCUGGAGCAUUUGGUUCAGCUUAAGGACUUGAGAAUUGAAGAUUUAACAAGGCACUUAAGAAAAAAAUGACAGAUGAUAAUAUACACCAAAAAUAGGCAUAAAAAGACACUAUUCUAAAAGACUUACCAGGAUAAUACCAAAAAAACAAGACACAAGUAUUUUGUUUGGGAGAAGUUCAUUGGAUUUAUGAGCUGGAAAAACUAAUUGGAGCCCAUAUCCAAUGCUGCCACUGACACAUAAGACCUUUGUUCAAUCCAGCCAAAUAAUUUACUGUUGUAGGACUGUCUGGUAGAUGAUUGUCUUCAGCAUUCUGAGAGAGCUGGGGACACUUGUUCCAUAUAGAGUUUUAGGAUGGAUGUUACACUACAUACAUUAAUUUACUCUUAUGUUAGGCAAUAAGGGUCUAAAAAAAUCUGGUUAUGGGUAUAAGCACUGUGAGUAGUAAAUGAAACUAAUUAUACUAGAGUAGCUGCAGAACAAGAUUUGUAGAAUGAAAAAGCAAUAAACCAUAAGGUAUAUACUUACUAAAAAAAAAGCAGAAAAACUGAGCACGGGUGAAAACAAAGCAAGCAAAACAUUUAUUAAGACA